This is a messenger RNA of Magnolia sinica, 1952 nucleotides long. RefSeq lists its product as uncharacterized. The coding region runs from base 383 to 1711 and encodes 442 amino acids. The transcript is spliced from 4 exons. NCBI's taxonomy places the organism in Eukaryota, Viridiplantae, Streptophyta, Magnoliopsida, Magnoliales, Magnoliaceae. The record is from RefSeq and is a predicted model, not a curated record. Gene Ontology annotation, molecular function: transmembrane transporter activity. Gene Ontology annotation, cellular component: membrane. Gene Ontology annotation, biological process: regulation of peptide transport; transmembrane transport.
UCAGCUCUCUUCCUCAGACAACAAACAAAAGGCAAAAAACACGCCUCUCUCUCGCAACAGCAACAGCAACCUCAAAUCUGAUUUCUCCGCAAACUACUCAAGAUUCUCCAAAAACUCGUUUUCUUCUGCAAUUCACUUCGCUUAAGGCUAUCAAUGUUGUGCAAUUCGAUAUCGACCGUUGAUUACAUGAGGAUUUUAUAGGUUUACUCCUCGCCGUUGAUUUAGAGUUGUUCUGAGGACAUGAAUGUUUCAGGAGAAGAAGUGGUUUUAUUCUGUAGCUGUUAAAAAUAUAAAUUAUAUGGGUGUUUUAGAAUUGGUGAAUUUAUAUAGAUUGUAGUGGAUUUUGGUUGAUCAGAUCUCCGACUAUUGGGCUUGGAAAGAGAUGCUGAGUCGAGGUUGGAGAUGGGCUUUGGGUACGGUGUACAUCGUCGCUGUUGCGGCUAUUUGGAUUGCAGCCAGCUAUAUAGUUCAAUCCGUUGUGGAUGAGGGUGUUUCUCCUUUUCUCAUCACCUACAUUUGCAAUUCCUUGUUUGUGGUUUACAUACCUUUAGUUGAAAUUGGACGCUAUUUUGAGGAUUCUUUAGCUAAUUUAUGGUUUACAAACCGUCCUGGGAAUGACUUAAAUGAUCAUCGGUUGGGAGAUUCCAAGAAAGCAGCACUUUUGGGGGAGGAGGAUUCUAAUACAACAGGAGAUGGGUUGAAUACCUCUGAAUUUGUCCACAAGGAACGUCUGAGUCAGUAUGGAAAGGAUACUGUAUUGGAAAGGGAGUCGGAAAUCCAUGAGUCUGAAAGGAUGUUGCUCUGUGGGGAUAAUUCAUCAGCACGGCAGGUCAACAGAAAUGGUAGUAAAGAACUGGAUGCAAAGGGACGAUGGACGCGAACAAGAAUGGCUAAGGUUGGCCUGUUGAUAUCUCCCUUUUGGUUUCUUGCACAACUCACUUUCAAUCUCUCUCUCAAAUAUACGACCGUGACGUCAAAUACCAUCUUAAGUAGCGCUUCCAGCCUGUUCACUUUCUUGGUAUCCUUAGCAUUCUUGGGUGAGAGGUUCACAUUUUUGAAGCUAAUUAGCGUUCUUCUCUGCAUGGUGGGAACAAUUAUAGUCAGCUUGGGUGAUUCUGAAACAGGGCCCAAUGCAAUCGCUACAAACCCUCUUCUUGGAGACAUUCUCGCCCUUGUUUCAGCGGGCUUGUAUUCUGUUUACAUUACCCUGAUCCGUAAAAAGAUACCUGAUGAAGAAAGAGGCGAAGGUCUAGCCAGCAUGGCACAGUUCCUUGGAUUUCUUGGGCUGUUCAACCUAUUGAUUUUUCUACCCGUUGCUCUCAUACUGAAUUUUACAGGGUUGGAGCCCUUUCACAAGCUCAGCUGGAAGCAGACCGGUCUCAUCAUUGGAAAAGGUCUACUGGAUAAUGUGCUGAGCGAUUACUUAUGGGCAAAGGCUGUCAUCCUAACAACACCCACGGCAACAACAGCUGGUCUUACAAUUCAGGUACCGAUUGCAGCCGUCGUGGAUACGCUGACAGGCUAUGCUCCUCAUCAUAUGGAUUACCUUGGAGCUGUUGCUGUCUUGGCUGGGUUCGCGGGUAUCAACAUCCCCCCUGAUGCUUGUUGUGGCUCAAGGGAUCACCAUCAAGAACAAGAAGCUGAAAAUACUAGUAUUGUCACUGGGAAUGAUGGUCUGCCAAUCAGUAGAGAUGCAAUCACCGUUUCUUAGCAUGAUUUCUGAUUUUCUUAAAAUGUUCCACAACCUUGGGUACCAAUUCUAUCCGCCGAAUCUGUGCAUUAUCUGAUUUUGCAGAAUUUGGGGUCUGUCUAUUAAGCAGAUGUACUAUUUGUGUUGAUAAGAAAGCAUCUCAUGAUUUCUGCCUCAUUUCUGUCAGUCAUCUUAGUUUUUGGCUGGUUCUGUUAUAAACUCUUUUGAAGUUGCAUCAACCAUUUUAUUUCGAGUUGUCGUA